AAUAGAUCUUUGUUCUAACUCUUUUCUUUGCAGCAGUGGAAAUUAAACAUGUCCAAGAUCCUGCCAUUCCUUUUCUUGUUCCACCAAUUAGUUAAUGGAGGAGGGAAUCCACCGUAUUCAUGGUUCCAUUAUGAAGAUUUGAAUUCCCCAACCCCAAUACUCUAUGUUGACCAGUCAGGGCAUACAAAAUUCCAAACCAUUCAAUCAGCCAUUGAUGCAGUUCCCUCCAACAAUCUCCGCUGGAUUUGCAUUUCGAUCAUGCCUGGCACCUACAGAGAAAAGGUAACAAUUCCAAGCAACAAACAAUACAUUUACCUCAAGGGAGCGGGGAUGCGAAAGACAAUCGUUGUUUGGGAUGAUAGUGAAACACUCGUAGCAAGUCCAACAUUCACAUCCAAUGCGGACAACAUCAAAGUUGAAAAGCUUCAAUUUGUGAAUUCUUACAACUAUCCCCCGAAGCCGGCCGAGGCCAACCGUCUGAAACCCGCGGUGGCGGCGAUGAUCAACGGUGACAAUACGGCGUUUUACAAAUGCGGUUUCGCCGGAGUGCAAGACACAUUGUUGGAUGCGCAGGGAAGACAUUACUUCAAGAAUUGCAUCAUUGAAGGGUCCAUAGACUUCAUCUUUGGUGGUGGUCAGUCUCUUUAUAAGGAUUGUAAAAUAGUGGUGAAUGUUGGGUCACUUGGAGAAGGUACUAUAGGGUCCAUAACUGCACAAGGAAGGUCGGGUGCCUACGAUAGCAAUGCAUUUGUUUUCAAGAAUUGCGAUGUGGUUGGGAAUGGAAUGGCUAUCUUAGGAAGAGCAUGGAGAGGUUAUUCUACAACCAUUUUCUUUAAUUCAUUCCUCUCCGAUAUCAUUGUUCCUGAAGGCUGGGAUGCGUGGAACUACAAAGGUUUUGAGAAACAAUUAACAUAUGCAGAGGUGAACUGCAAUGGGCCAGGGUCAGAUACUUCAAAAAGAGUCUCAUGGGCAUCACAAUUGAGUCCAAAAAUGGUUAAUCACUUCAUCAGCAUUGACUUCAUCAAUAACGAUCGUUGGCUUAACAAGCAACCUUAUUAAUUAUCAC
Messenger RNA from Cuscuta epithymum, 1066 nucleotides. NCBI's taxonomy places the organism in Eukaryota, Viridiplantae, Streptophyta, Magnoliopsida, Solanales, Convolvulaceae. The record is from the annotation of a GenBank genome assembly.